Molecule: messenger RNA, 1170 nt
Organism: Mizuhopecten yessoensis (Yesso scallop)
Lineage: Eukaryota; Metazoa; Mollusca; Bivalvia; Pectinida; Pectinidae
Product: kinetochore protein SLK19-like
Exons: 3
Coding region: 1-1170 (389 amino acids)
Source: RefSeq, a predicted model, not a curated record
AUGGCAUACAUACACUUAAAACAACCGUACGGGUUCAAGACGAAACAGCUUCUCUUCACCAAACUAAUAGAUUUUAAAAGGUUAAAUCUGCCCAAAUGCUGUCACACAAACUACGCUUCUUCGUCUUCGCAUGGAUGGGUGUGUUCGUUGUCGUGUAUGGACGCGGCCGAAUGGUGGAUCCUCCUGGGAGAAGCACUAUCCCUGCUGAACGAUAAGCUAUCCCUGCUAAACGAUAAGCUAUCCCUGCUGAACGAUAAGCUAUCCCUGCUGAACGAUAAACUAUCCCUGCUGAACGAUCAGCUAUCCCUGCUGGACGAUAAACCAUCCCUGCUGAAAGAUAAGCUAUCCCUGCUGGCCGAUAAGCUAUCUCUGCAAAACGAUAAACUAUCCCUGCUGAACGAUCAGCUAUCCCUGCUGACCGAUAAGCUAUCCCUGCUGAACGAUAAGCUAUCUCUGCUAAACGAUAAGCUCUCCCUGCUAAACGAUAAGCUAUUCCUGCUGAACGAUAAGCUAUCCCUGCUGAACGAUAAACUAUCCCUGCUGAACGAUCAGCUAUCCCUGCUGGACGAUAAGCCAUCCCUGCUGAAAGAUAAGCUAUCCCUGCUGGACGAUAAGCUAUCUCUGCAAAACGAUAAACUAUCCCUGCUGAACGAUAAGCUAUCCCUGCUAAACGAUAAGCUAUCUCUGCUAAACGAUAAGCUAUCCCUGCUGAAGGAUAAGCUAUCCCUGCUGACCGAUAAGCUAUCCCUGCUAAACGAUAAGCUAUCUCUGCUAAACGAUAAACUAUCCCUGCUGAACGAUAAUCUAUCCCUGCUAAACGAUCAGCUAUCCUUGCUGAACGAUCAGCUAUCCCUGCUAACCGAUCAGCUAUCCCUGCUGAACGAUAAGCUUUCCCUGCUAAACGAUCAGCUAUCCCUCCUGAACGAUAAACUAUCCCUGCUAAACGUUAAGCUAUCCCUGCUGAAGGAUAAGCUAUCCCUGCUGAACGAUAAGCUUUCCCUGCUAAACGAUCAGCUAUCCCUUCUGAACGAUAAACUAUCCCUGCUAAACGAUAAGAUAUUCCUGCUGAACGAUAAGCUAUCCCUGCUGAACGAUAAGCUAUCCCUGCUAAACGAUAAGCUAUCCCUGCUGAAGGAUAAGCUAUCCCUGCUGGACGAUAAGGAACGAUAA